Molecule: messenger RNA, 954 nt
Organism: Cryptococcus wingfieldii CBS 7118
Lineage: Eukaryota; Fungi; Basidiomycota; Tremellomycetes; Tremellales; Cryptococcaceae
Exons: 1
Coding region: 1-954 (317 amino acids)
Source: RefSeq, a predicted model, not a curated record
AUGCCACCCAUCGCCAUCCGCUUCCUCGUCCCUCCCCCGGCGCGGGAUGGCAGAUCCGCACACAGACCCCACCCCUACAUCGUGCUCGACAAAACUUCCCCCUCCUCUCCUUCCCUCCCCACCCCUCCUGCGAGCGAAGGAGAUGCCUCCUCUCGCCGUAGUUCGAGCACCACCAUCCUCAACGCCAACGCACCCAUCACCCCCGCCUCUCUCUCCGCCCCCAAGCCUUCCAGCGCGUCCCCCAUGUCGAGCCAGAGCCGCAAACGCAAGGCCUCUUUCGUGCUCCCCUCUCCCACAGAUCAGGCUGGUGGCGAGGGCAAGAAGGCCAAGAUGAUGGUGGUAAGGAUGAAGCCAGACUUUGGUACCAUCCUUGCGCGCUGUGCCGCUUACGACCCAACCGACGACGGGCACACAGUCAAGCCCACCCACUCUUCCGCCACCAAGACGUACCUCCACCCUUACUCUCCUGCGUCGGACUGGGGCAACUUUCGCUCGAACAAGCUGUCGCGAGAGGAGGAGGUGCGGGAGGAGAGGAUGAUGAAGGCCAAGAAGAUGGGCAAGGAGGAGAAAAAGACGAAGAUGGAGGGGGCGAUGAGGGUGAAGGAGCUCGUAAAGGAGAUGAAGGUCACUUUGGGUGGUGGAGUGUAUGUGCCCCCUACUGUUGAGGAGGUGGUCGUCGACACCCCGGAGGGCACGCCCCGCCCUACCACGGCCAAGCCAGGGCGAGGCAAAAAGUCUCUCUCGCCCGCAUCCAUCUCCACCCGCGCCAAAUCACACUCUCCCCUUGCGACAGAAACUCCCCUCGUAGCGGAUGCCCUCGCCAACCCCCCCAAGACAGUGCCGCUCGCUGCUGGCAAGGUCAAGCCGGGCAGACCCAAGAAGGUUACUGUGGUGGAGGCUAAGGAGAGGCCUAGUAGAAGUUCUGGAAGGACGAAGGAGACUGAGAAGAGUUGA